AUGUAUCCCUAUCAAAAUAAUUCUCAGCCGUAUGGUUCUGGCUAUGGAUUAGAUCCUAAUCAAUCGUCCGGAUUCGGAUAUCCUUCUUACCCAAACAACAACCAAGGAGCUCCGUACCCUCCAAGUGGACCAGGAUAUCCUACGAAUCAAAACUCCAUUCCAGGUUACGUUCCACAAUAUCCUGGAGCUUACAGCGGAACACCAGUUUAUCAACAAAGCACACCUUACCCACCGGCUGAUAAUCGACCUUAUAAUCAGUAUGGAAGUGGUAUACCACCUCCAGUACAACCUUCAUACAAUCCCACUCCAUCUUUUGGCUCAUUGUAUGAAACACCAUAUGGCGGAUCGAAUUCUACUUUUUCUGCGAAUAACAAUACAUCGCCGUACCCAAACACCCACGAUUACAAUGCUCAGUCACAGCCGAUGUCUGGCAGUAUGUAUCCAAAUUUACAAUCUCAGAAUUCAUAUCCAUCCGCUUCAUAUGUGAAUAGCGGUGUGGUAUUUCAACAGAUCGAACAACAGCCAUCGAUUAUGUUAGCAAGUUUAGAGCAAUACCAAGGCACAAUACGUCCGUUUCAGACGUUUAAUGCUGAUGCAGAUUGUCGAGCACUAAGACAAGCUAUGCGAGGAGCGGGAACGGACGAAAAUGCCAUUAUUCAAAUUAUUGCAAAUAGAUCCAACGCACAGCGACAACAAAUUAAACUCGAAUGGAAAACACAAUAUGGAUCAGCAAAGAAAGAUUUAGAAAAAGAACUGAGUGGAAAUUUUAAAGAAACAAUAAUGGCUUUAUUUACUAUUCCACAUUAUUAUGAAGCAUGGACCUGUCACCAGGCUUUGCGUGUAAAUAUCAAAUCUGCAAGUAAAGAGGGUGCACUUCGAGAAAUAUUGUUAACACGGACAAAUGCUGAAAUUCGUGCCAUUGUUGCUGAAUAUAAACGAGUAUAUCAAAAGGAUUUGGAGAAUGAAAUCAGUCAAAGAUUAAGUGGUGAUUUCAAACGUCUAUUAAUAUCAGCAGUUCAAGCAAAUCGUGAAGAAUUAUCACCACAACAAAUUCAACAAGCAAGACAAUCUGGUAUUGAAAGUGUUAUUAAUCGGGAACAAGCAAGACAAGAUGCAGAAGAAUUGUAUCGGGCAGGAGCGGCAAAAAUUGGUACUGAUGAAAAAACAUUUAAUGCAAUAUUUUCUCGUCGAAGUUAUUAUCAAUUACGAGCUAUAUUUGAAGAAUAUCAAAAGAAACAUCGUAAAGAUAUCAUGAAAGUUAUUGAAAGUGAAUUUUCUGGACAUAUUAAAGAGUCGUAUAAAACAUUGAUUUUAUGUAUUCGUGAUCGUCCAUGCUUUUUUGCUGAUCGACUUCAUCAUGCUCUAAGCGGUCUAGGUACAAAAGAUUCAACAUUAAUACGUGUGAUUGUUACACGUUCAGAAAUUGAUCUUGUUCAAAUUAAAGAACGUUAUCAACAAAUGUUUAAACGAAGUUUAGCACAAGCUGUUGCUUCCGAUACAUCGGUACGAUUACAACAAUCAUCAUUUUUUCGUCAAUUUUCAUUGUUUAACAAUGAUGAUGAUAAUCUAACAGUAAGAGAUUCUCGAGCAACCUAUGAAUCAAUAAAAUCAUCGACACAUGAGAUAGAAACAUUUCGAGAAACGAAAGAUGUACCAUUACAUUUUUCAUCAACAGAUAUACAAUGUGGUAAAACAAUUACGUGUAAUACUGACAUGGUUAAUUUUUUAUCGAAUAAAAUUUCAUCAUCCUAUUGGAAAGAACGUCAGUCAAAGAGUGAUCUAGAAAAAGCACAUGAAAAACUAAUAAAUUUACGUACAAUGUUGCAAAGUAUGAAUAAUAAUUAUGUCAUGGUCUAUUCAACAUUGGUUGAACAUAGAAUAAUAUUGACGAAUAUAUGUCGAGAAACACAGACAACAUUAUUAACAGCAUAUAGAGCAGAAGAAAAUGAAAGAAUAAAACAAUUUUAUUUGAAAAAACAACGAGAAUUACGAAGAAGAAAUCAAAUGUUUAUUGUUAUCAUAUUGUGCACAAUUCUAUUUGUAUGCACAACUGCAAUUAUUUGGCGAUUUAAUAGUAACUAA
Molecule: messenger RNA, 2082 nt
Organism: Didymodactylos carnosus
Lineage: Eukaryota; Metazoa; Rotifera; Eurotatoria; Philodinida; Philodinidae
Source: the annotation of a GenBank genome assembly